Baudoinia panamericana UAMH 10762 is the source of this 1460-nucleotide messenger RNA. RefSeq lists its product as uncharacterized. NCBI's taxonomy places the organism in Eukaryota, Fungi, Ascomycota, Dothideomycetes, Mycosphaerellales, Teratosphaeriaceae. The transcript has 2 exons. The record is from RefSeq and is a predicted model, not a curated record. Bases 265 to 1227 code for a protein of 320 amino acids.
CUCAAUGCUCGAUGGAGCACGAACAUACAGUACUGUAAGGACAGGCUCUUACGCUUGCGCGAUGGCGUACGCUCGUGUCUAGAGGGCACACGACAACUAUGAUACACCUAAAAAUGGCUACAUAUAACGACUUUUGGACGACUGCGGCGCGUUCGCGACGCGCUGGAAUGUGGGCUUGACUUUCCCGGUCAUAUCUAACCCUUCUUCUCUACUUCCAUACUUCCCAUUAAGGGCCUUAGGGCGUGCUCUCUGGUAUGUUUCCAAAUGGCUGUCAUUUCAUCCUCCAAGCCAAGCCUCUUAACCGCCAUCCUUGCAACAUUAGCCAUCCUCAUAGCACUCAAGUCCUUCGUCCACAUCGAACCCAUCCAGGAGCUGAACAUGAGUCUAGCUCGAUCGCUCGGACUGCACCGUAACCGCGACCUGGUCUUGUACUCUUUCUUCGAGACGCCGGAAGCGACGCAAAACUUCAAUUUCUUCCUCCGCCAUGGUUUACACGCGGAAGCAGACUUCAUCCUCAUGAUCAACGGAGGGCACAGCAUGGACUUGGCAACAUUACGGUACCUACCAAAUGUCCGGAUUAUAGAGCGGGAGAACCGCUGCUUCGAUCUCGGAGGCCUUCACGAGAUCUUCACAAACGAACCACAUUUGGCGAAGCGGUAUAAGCGCUUCAUGUUCUUGAACGCAUCCUUACGAGGCCCCUUUUUCCCUCCAUGGGCAAACGAUAUUUGUUGGAGUGAUGCAUAUUGGAACAAGCUUGAUGCUCGGACGAAAAUUGUCGGCAUGACUUGGAACUGCGCGAACAACAUUCCCUUGCCGCCGCACGUGCAAAGUAUGAUUCUAGCAUUCGAUCAGCGCACGUUGAACGAGAUUCUUUUGCCAAGAAUGAAGUGUUACGAGUCCAUGGAUAGUGCCAUCAGAGAUGGUGAGACGGCGAUGACGAGUUGGGUCCUUGACGCAGGAGGUGGUGCGUACGCUAUGGAGAGUCGCUUCCAGGCUCAUGCUGGCGAAAGUGGUAGGAAUACCACGGCGUUCCUAGAUUGGUGCGUCGGGACUCCUUCGAACGAUGUACUGCAUACUGGCUUAUGGGAGGGUUCAAGCAUGCACCCAUAUGAAACAAUCUUUACGAAAACGAACCGAGACUGGGACGAACGUGACCGCAAGACGAUCGAUCUUCUAACGGAACACGUCGACUUGAGUGGGUACUCAAGCUACGACAGUUGUCGAUGAACUGCGCCUUGCAGUCGUCCGAGCUUCCAAUGUCUGUCGAGGAUUUCUGCAUAGUUUACGUGCCGUGCAUCUUCAGUCUUUGAUUUCGUGCGGCGCACCGUGCUUGACUCCACAGUCUUCAGCCGUGACUACUGCAACGGGACACGUCGCUUCUUGAAGUGGUUGUGCAUGGUUUCCAUACGACCAUGUAGGUGUUUUAGUUAGCAAUACAGCUGAUUGGUAUCGACCGAAAA